Messenger RNA from Brassica rapa (field mustard), 2946 nucleotides. Its product is annotated as UPF0496 protein At3g57100-like. The record is from RefSeq and is a predicted model, not a curated record. NCBI's taxonomy places the organism in Eukaryota, Viridiplantae, Streptophyta, Magnoliopsida, Brassicales, Brassicaceae.
CUUCAGUCGUCCAGACGACUUCCAACAUCUCAGACGACUCAGACGAUUUACUAGGGCUAUAUUCGUAAAAAUGGCUUCUGUUUUUUUGUUUGGUCACAAGGGGCUGAGCUGUAAUUUCACUAGGCUUUUAGGUUAGUUUUGCAUUUGAUUCAAGUUUGGGUAUAUGUUUGGAAUUAAAAUCAAAUUGUGGGUUAGUUUUGGCAAAAACCCUAAGGGAUUUAUACCUAGGUUGAAACAAUUAUCAUAUUUCAGAUAUUAAAACAGUUAUGAUCUUUGUUUGUAAAAUGAGGGAUGCAAGUUAUUCACUUUAAAAAUACUUACGACAAAGGAAAAAAAAUGGGAACGUUAAAACGCUAUUAAAUAUUAACUUUGACAAACAAAUUCGACAAAAGAAAACAAACAUCAAAUAUUAUUACUAAAUGACCGUUUACAUUUUACACCUGGCUAUAGUAAAAACAAAUUGAAAUACGCAUGAAAAAGGAAAAUAGAGAAACUAACCGUUGAAUUUUUACAGCUGUAUCUAGUAAAAAGGAAAAUAUGUGAAAAAUACGGAAAAGAAAAAAGGAAAUUUCACAAACCUAUAUAACACUAUCCAACACUAUACGCGUCCGCAUAAAACUUUCUCUAAUCAUCUUCUUCUUCUUCUCUCUCUUUCUUUUGUGUUAUUUUCUCUAAACCCUAAAAGCGAUCUUUUGAGAUGAAAACUCUUGCGCCAUUUUCAAGCCACCGUCUCCGUCAACGAAUCUCCACCGUCUAUCCGGCGAUGACGUUCCUAUCACCACCUUCCUCUUCGAUGAUCAAGUCUCGGUCGGAAGAAAACUUGAGUAAGCUCAACGACUGCAUGGAGAACAUGGACGACGACGUCUCGGAGAUGUUCAUGGAAUGUCAUCAAACGGACUUCCGGCAAGACCCCGAGCUGCUUCGUCUCCUCAGCGACUACUUCACCACGAGCAAAUCCGUCAGCGAGCUCUGCGAGUCUCUGAGGAAGUGUCUGGAGAGAGCACAACACGAGGAGUGCUUCGUGUUAGACGAGGCGUUGCGUGACUUUGAGGAGGAGAAAAACGGUUUGUUAGAAGCAAGCUUCAGAAAAACCUUCCGAGGUCUGAGUAAGUUGACCGACUUGUGUCGUGGUUGUAACUCCGACGACGACGGAGAGUGUGAUGUUUUCUCCGGGAAGCUUCAGGUCUGUCAUCGGGACUUAGCCGAGAUGAUCGUGAAGCUAGAGUCGACGAUGAAGGAGAUCGAGAGGAAGCUGAGACGCGUGCGUGGUAAAAGAGCGGUGGUCACGGCGGCGAUAAUCGCUCCGGUGAUCGCCCUUGUGACGGUGAGCAAAAUCGUCGCCGGAAUAUUCGGAUCCGUUCCGGUUGGGGAGGUGGCUACGUUCGCGGCUUCCAAGUGGAAGAAGUCGACGGCGACUCUGAAGCGGGAGAAGACGGCGGUGACGUCGAUGGAGAGGGCGACGAUGGUGGCUCUCAAGGAAGUGGAGAGGAUCAGUAGACUGGUGAGUAGGUUGGAGGCGGUGGAGAGGUCUAUUAGAGUAACGGCGGAUUUCGCCGUUAAGAAACGGUCCCCGGUGGCUGUAGCUAUGGGAGAGAUGGAGAGGGAAAGGAAGAGGUUGAAGUCAACGCUCGUUGACCUGGAUAGAGAGACGGGAAGGUGCGGUGGGUUUGUGGAGUUUGGACGGAGGUUGGCUAAGGGCAAGAUCUUUGAGUUUCUGUCUUGUGGCGAGAAAAGCUCCAACUCCUAGAGUAGCUUGGUUUUGUUUUCUUAUAGUAUUCGAUUAUGUUCGUAGAUUUGUUGUAUUCAAUCGGUAACAACUUUGUUGAAUUGUUUUCUUUGCUGUUAUAACUCCUUACACAUUUUUUGGACUCUUGUUGUUGCUCGCAGACAAUUGUUUCAGGCUGUAUUAAUUCAAGAAGAGGCAGGGCAGCACAAGGGCAUUACCAAAUUAAUGUGAAUGUAUAACAAUUUUUUCAGGCUGUAUUAACAACUUUGUUGAAUUGUAAAUAUCUUUUUUUUCGCAGAAACAUAAAUCUCAAUUUCAGAUUGAUGCUCAAGCUGUUCUAACUCCUUACACAUUUUUUGGACUCUUGUUGUUGCUCGCAGACAAUUGCUCUCGGCGUUCUUGAGCAAGUCAAUGAUGAUGAAUGCAGACUUGGAAGGCUAACGACCUUGACCAUUGGAUCGUCUGUUCUUAGCUUGAGCAGUUUGUCCCACACCAUGACAAAAACGUUCUUGUGAGCUAUAACAUCACCAAGGUAUCUUUUCACCUUCAGCAUUAGCGACUUCCUGAUGGUGUUUUGCUGUUUCUCUAGUUCUCUGAUUAUAACAUAAUUCUACAUAAAGCACAGUGACACUGAGACGGCUCUGAACUUGAAACCUUAUUAACAAAAACUGUCAACAUAUAUUUGAACAUCAGAAGACUAUUUUAGCCAGCAACUAGACUAAUGACAUCAAUGAGGACAUAAAUAUCAAAAAAAAAAUGUUAUUGUAAAGGGUUUCAAGUGAGUCAAAAGAAUAUAACUUUUCCUCAGUUCCUCUCUAUCACAAACACUUACAAAAGUGUUACAGUUUCUGAUAUUGAGUUCCACAACUUCUAGCUAUCAAAACAAAGGUCUUACCAUGUUGCUGUUAGAGCAGGGAAUAAAGAGAAGACAAAAUCAGGGUUUAUCAAAACUCAAAAGGGAAGCCAAUCUCUAAAGCGGAUAUUAAAUUGAAAGAUCAUUCCUAAUCAGCUCUAUCAGUCUGAGGGUUCAUCACGCAAAUCUUUACGUAAGUUGAAAAAGCCUAGGAAACAACAGUACCAACACACUAGGAAACACAAACACCUUACUCUGAUUUUAGAACCAAUGAUGUUGUGAAGGUGUUUGUAGGAGAUCCUAAGAUCCAUUCAUAUACAACCAGAUCAAUCAUUUCUCUAAGUGGAGAGAAAAGACUGCUUGAAAA